AUGAAGUGUCAGCAAACACCAACUCGUUUUCCAAAAAUUAAUUAAUUUGAGACUCAAUUCUCCCAUUUGUCAUUGAGUAAUUUCUAAGAAUAAAAACAAAAUCCUACCAUUUGCAAAGGAAUGUUGAGUAUGAUUAAUCCUAAACCUCCUUGCGAAAAUAAGAAAAUAAAGCAGACUAGCCAAUUUGAAUAGAAAGCGCAUUGUUUAAAGAGAUGUCCAAAGGAAGAAGGCACUAGUUUUGACUUAGAUUUGGCAGUCUUCAAAAUACGCCCUUGUCAAAGGGAGUGCGAGCAUAAUCAUAAGCAAUGUCCAUAUUUCCAUUCAGAAGGUGACUUGAGAAGACCAGGGACAUAUUAUAAAGCAGAAUUGUGUCCUUUUAAAGUAGAAUAAAAAGAGUGUCCUCAUGGUUAUAGUUGUUGUAAAGCACAUAAUCAAUACGAAUUGUUAUAUUAAGAAGACAAUUAUCGAAAACUAUUUUGUCCCUAACCUUAAAAUUGUUGUUUUGGCAUGUAUUGUCCUUAUGCUCAUUUUGAAAAGGACAUCAAAUGUGAAUUGAUUCAUCUCUAUUAACAUGAUCAGGAUUAUUAUAUGUUUCAUUACAAAACCAUAGCAUGUCCAUACGCACUUUUUAAUCACAAUUUAGUAAUCUAUAAUUUAAUUAGGUCAACUUGUGAUUAUUAUCAUAAUGAGAGUGAUAAACGUAGGAGAGUACAAGAUAUCUCUUAUUAACCUUAAUAGUGUCCAAAUUGGAUGUAAAAUAAGGGUUGUUCUAAUGAAUGCUCAUCUUGUCAUUCUAUCUUUGAAUAUUAUUUUCAUCCUCAUAUGUAUAAAACCUUUGAAUGUACUUAGUAAAAUUGUAAUCGAGAUAUCUGCCCAGGAUAUCAUGAUGAAAAGGAUUUCAGACAGCUAAAUCCAUUAGUUAGAAAUGGGAUAAUGAAAAUAGUGCCUAAGAAUAGAUUUGAAGAGAAACAACCAAAAACAUAAAUCAAGUUCCCAAGUAUAUAUUAAUGA
Messenger RNA from Paramecium tetraurelia, 1011 nucleotides. RefSeq lists its product as uncharacterized. The transcript has 3 exons. The record is from RefSeq and is a predicted model, not a curated record. NCBI's taxonomy places the organism in Eukaryota, Ciliophora, Oligohymenophorea, Peniculida, Parameciidae.